Chlamydomonas reinhardtii is the source of this 7232-nucleotide messenger RNA. RefSeq lists its product as uncharacterized. Gene Ontology annotation, cellular component: phosphatidylinositol 3-kinase complex, class III, type I; phosphatidylinositol 3-kinase complex, class III, type II; nucleus-vacuole junction. The coding region runs from base 263 to 6625 and encodes 2120 amino acids. NCBI's taxonomy places the organism in Eukaryota, Viridiplantae, Chlorophyta, Chlorophyceae, Chlamydomonadales, Chlamydomonadaceae. Gene Ontology annotation, molecular function: protein serine/threonine kinase activity; ATP binding; protein binding. The record is from RefSeq and is a predicted model, not a curated record. The transcript is spliced from 34 exons. Gene Ontology annotation, biological process: macroautophagy; protein targeting to vacuole; autophagy of peroxisome.
ACGCAUAAUACAGUGCUUUAUAGAAGGUUGGCAUUGCGCGCGGCAACUGCGAUGUCAGGGCGACUUGCGAUAUGGCGCACUCGUUGAAGUACUGAACGUCGUCUGCAUUAUUGAACAUCCAAUUUUUGCUACCAUGUAUUUUGCCACCAGCUAUAGCAUCAGACCGCAGAGGCUGAGUCGCUAGGGGACUGGGCCCGGCAGCAUCGCGUAGCAGUUCGUGAGGCGUAAACAGCGUGGCGAGUGAGCACGUUGCGGAGGCAGCAUGGGUAACGUCCUUGCUCAACCGGUGCGGGUGCCGGUGGAUGUGCUGGCAGACCUGCCUGGAGUGGUCAUGAAGGACACGAUGGGCGGCGGCCGCUUCCUCAAGACGCUGCUGUGUCUGCACGACAGCGGUGGGCUGGUGGUGGUCAAGGUGUACUUCAAGCGGCCUGACGCCGUCAUCAGCGGUCUGGACGCCUACAAGCAGUCGCUGGCGGCUGUCAGAUCGGCACUGGCGGGCUGCCCGCACGCCUGGUCCUGGCAGGCCUGGCUGGAGGCCCCCCACGUGGCCUACCUGGUACGGCAGCACCUGGCAGCCAACCUGUACGACAGGCUGUCCACGCGGCCGUUCAUGUCAAACCUGGAGAAGCGCUGGGUGACGUACCAACUACUGCUGGCGGCGGCACAGAUCCACGCGCGCGGCGUCGUGCACGGCGACGUCAAGAGCGAGAACGUGCUGCUCACCAGCUGGGAGUGGCUGUUCCUGGCCGACUUCGCCACGGGCCUCAAGCCAGUGGCGCUGCCCGCCGACAACCCGGCCGAGUACUCAUUCUAUUUCGACACGGGCGGCCGCCGCCGCGCCUACAUCGCACCAGAGCGCUUCUACACCACGGGGGGCGGGGGCGGCGGAGGGGGCGCAGGCGGCGGCGGAGGCGCGGCCGGCGGUGGAGGCGCGGCUGGAGCGGGCGUGGGCGCAGCGGCGGCGGCGGCAGGCGCGGGAGCUGGAGCUGCAGGGCCUCUAGGUGCUGGUGCCGGCGCCGGGGGUGCAGCGCCCGGCGGCGGCGCAGGUGGCGGCGGCGGCGGGGCGGCACCGUUCGAGUCGUCGAAGCCCCCGACAGCGCUCACGCCCGAAAUGGACAUCUUCUCCCUGGGCUGCGUCAUCGGCGAGGUGUUCUGUGACGGCAAGGCGCUGUUCGACCUCUCAGAGCUGCUGUCUUACAGGCGAGGCGACGUCGCCGCGGACCCGGCGGGUCCCGGCAGCGCCCUGGCGGCAGUGGAUCCAGACAUCCGGCGGCUGGUGCUUCACAUGAUCCAGCUGGAUCCAGCUGCCCGCUGGCCCGCCGCGCGCUACCUGUCGGACUGGCCGGAGCCCCUGUUCCCGCCCUACUUCGCCGCCGUGCUGCACCCCUUCUUUGAGGCGCUGCUGCCGCUCGAUGCCGACGCCCGUGUCGCCGCCACCGCCGACGCCUUCCCGCGACUGCGCCGGGAGAUCCUCGCCGCCUCCGCCGCCGCAGCCGCGGCGGUGGACAAGGCGGGCUCGGCGGCGCCGUCGGCUGGCCCGUCGACGGCGACUGGCAUGGCGGCGGCGGCGGCGCCGCCGCCGCCGCCACGUGAUGCCGCGGGCGGCGCCCGGGCGCCGCCGCCUGCGGCGGCGGCACUUGGCGAUGCCGCUGCACCUGGCGGUGUGGAAGGGGCUGCAGUUGCUGGGGGCGGCGGCGUUGCCAGUGGCACGGGUGGUGGUGGCGGCGGCGGCGGCGGGCUGGGCAGUUUGAGCCUGUUGGAGGAGGUGGGGGCGCUGCUGGCGGACAGUGGGGCCAUGGCGCGGCGGCUCAAGGCCGCCGACGCCGAGGCCGACGGCGGCGGCGGCGGGCUGGGCGGCGGCAUGCUGGAUGGCGGCGACAGUGACGACGUGGGGGUCGGAGGCGCCUUCCUACUUGACGACGACCUAGACCCACACCCGCACGAUAGCAGCGGACCACACGCCAUCGGCAGCAGCGCACACGCAGACAGCAGCGGCAGGCAUGCCGCCGCGGCGGCGGCGUCGGGCGUUCUCAGCGGGGGAGGGGGCGGCGGGAGCGCUGGAGCGGGCGGCGGCUGCGGCGGCGGAGACUCGAGCAUUGGUGCUGUUACCGGGCCAGGGCCGGCGCUGGGGCUGGGGCCGCAGCUGCUGCUGCCGGUGAUUGAGGAGGUGGUGACGGAGGAGGUGUAUGAGUACCAGGUUCGCGAGCCGUGGGGCAACUGGCAGGGCGCCUCUGGCGGGGAGGAUGACGAAGCCUUGGUCGGCCUCAGCGGCCACGGCGGAGGCGGCGGAGGCGGGGGCGCAGCCGGCGGCGGAGGGCCGGGAGCAGCCGGCGGCUCCGCGGGCGCCUCCGGCGAGGGCUCUCGCUCCGGCGCCAGCGGCGCCUGGAGGGGCAAGGAAGAGGUGGAGCUGCCACGCGGCGGCGGCUGGCAGUGGGCCGGGGACUGGGUGCUGGACAUGCGGCACGGCGGCACAGGACCGCAGGCGGUGGACGGCGAGGGAUGGGAGUACCGGACGCCCGCGGGCGGCGGCGGAGGCGGCAGUGGUGGCGACGGCGGCGGCGGGCAGCGGGCGUGGUCCGCGGCGCCACUGGCGACAUGCACCAGCCGCCGGCGGCGCUGGCUGCGGCAGCGGCGGCGGCGGCUGCCGGCGGCGGCGACGCCACCGGGCGUGGGCGUGGGCAGCACCCCGGCGUCGGGGGCCGGCACCGGCGCGGCGGGUGCGGGUGCUGGUUCAGCGUCAGCAGCCUCAGGAGCACACGGCCUGCUGCGGAUACCGUCGGUGCACCGCCUGCACACCGCUGCCGCCGCGGCGCCGCACGCUACCGCACAAGCAUCAGGCGGCGCGGCGGCAGCUGACGGCGCGGGCACUGGCGCUGGCGGGGCGGGCGCGGGGGCUCUGGCGGCCGUGGCCGUGACGGCGGUGGGGCCAGCGGUGCCUGCGGGCGCGGCGGCGGCGGCUCCGGGCACUGCGCACGGGCUGGUGCUGGUGGCUGUGUUGCUGUGCAGCACCCUGCGAGGGUCACGCCUGCAGGAGUCACGGCUGGCUGCGCUGCGGCUGCUGGUGGCUGCUGCUGAGGAGUGUGGCGACGACCACGUGCGGCUGCAGGCGUGUGUGCCCUACCUGCUCACAGCGCUGCAUGACGUCAGCGGGGCGGUGCGGUGCGCGGCGGUGCGCGGCCUGGUGCGGGUGCUGGGGCGCGUGCAGGCUCUGCCGCCCAGUGACAUCAAGGUGUUCCAGGACUACGUGCUGCCGUCCAUGUCGCUCACACCCAACGACCCCGAAGAGGCCGUGCGGGUCGAGUACGGCGUGGCUCUGGCGCACCUGGCCGCAGCCGCACACAGGCACCUGGUGAGGCUGCAGAGCGACAACAACGCCGCCGCCGCCGCGGCGGCGGCCGCUGCCGCGGCCGCGGCGGCGGCCGCCGCGGCGGCGAGUGGUGGCGGCGUGGUGGCGGGCGGGCUGGCGCCGCCGCCUAUACGCUAUGAUGCGGAGGUGGCGGCGGUGCGGGCGCUGAUCGAGCGCGGCGUAGUGGAGCUGGUGACGGGGCUGCGGUCCAGCGCCGACGUCAAGCGCGCACUGCUGGUGCACGUGCGGCCCCUAGCGGAGGCGUUUGGACGCCGCGGCGUGACCGAGCUGCUGCUGCCGCUGCUGAUCACCUGCCUCAACGCGCCCGAGGGCCGGCUGCGGGCGGCCUUCUUCAAAGCCGUGGGCUCGCUGGGCCCGGCGCACCUGGGCGGCGAGGCCCUGGACGCCUUCCUGCUGCCGUGCCUGGAGCAGGCGCUCACAGACCCCGAGCCGCGAGUGGUGUGCGACGCAGUGCGCUGCCUGGUGGCGGUGGCGCCGCAGCUGCGCAAGCGCUCUCUGCUGGCCGCCGCGGACAAGGUGGCUCCGCUGCUGCGGCACGACAGCCCGGCGGUGCGCGGCGCGGCGGUGGCCAUGGUGGCAGCGGCGGCCAGGUACCUACCACUUGUGGACGUGUACGCACAGCUCGCGGUGGCGGUGGGGCCGCACCUGACCCGACUGCCGCCGCUGCUGUCCGACGAGUCCCUGCUGGCAGACUGCCUGGCGGCGCAGCCGCCCGCGCGGCGGCGCGGCGCGGCAGGGGUGGCGGCUGCAGCAGGAGAGGGCGCCGCCCUUGGCAGCAGGCGCAGCGCGGGCGGUGGUGGGCGGGGCGCUGCUGGAGUCGGCGCACAAGCCGAGGCGCUGGCGGCGGCGGUGGACAAGCUCUCGGUACCGCUGCGCGUCGGCGGCCCCAUUGGCGGUGGCGCCUCUUCUUCCGCCGUCGGUGCCGCCGGCCGACUCGACGCCGUGAGCUCAGCUGUCAGCGGCGCCGGCGAAGCCGCUGGUGCCAGCGCGGCCGCUGGUGUGACGAGCGGCGCCGGCAUGCUGCCUGGGCUGCCGCUUCUAGAGGGCCUGGCGGGGCCCGACGACGCCGCAGACCUGUUCCUAAGGCCGGCUGCUCCGCUGUACACCUUCGAUAUGACCUUGGACGCCGCGGCAGCUGCAGCUGUGGCAGCGGCCUCAGAGGUAGCCGGCGGCGGCGGAGCCGCCGCCGCGCCCUCCGGCGCUGCCACCGCCGGAGGCGGCGGCGCCGGCGCCGGAGGCGCCACAGGCGGCGGCUCCGCCGCCGCCACAGCCACGCUGGCCGCGGCGUCUGCGGGCGCGGGCGGCAUUCCGGGCCCGGGCGUGUCUGCGCAGGCGGCGGCGCUGGCGGCUGUGCCUGCACGGCUGGGGGCGCUGGAGGCGCGGGCGCUGGGUCUGGCGGAGCGGCUGGCGCGGGAGCCACUGGGGGUGGACCCAUUGGAGCGACAGCAGCUGGAGAGGUUGGUGGGGUUGCUGCCGCGCCUGCGUGCCGAUGCUGGCUCGGACGUGCGUGACUCGGCGGCGCGCGGCACGUGGCGGCUGGUGGCGCUGUCGGCGCGCGGGCCGCCACCCAUGGUGCUGCCGCCGGGCGGCGGCGACCGCGGCGGCGGCGGCGGCGGUCUGUCGGGCGCUGUGCAGCUAGGCGACUAUUUCUCAGCGAGCGCCCCUUCCAGCUCUUCCGAGUACUACUACAGCAGUGGCGACUCGGCGGCGGCCUCAGGCGGCGGCGGCGGCUGGUGGCGGCCUCGCGGUGUGCUGGUGGGUCACCUGGCGGAGCACCGCCGCGGCGUCAACCGGCUGGCGGUGGGCGCGGCGGGCUGCUGGCUGGUGUCGGCUGCCAACGACGAGACAGUCAAGGUGUGGGAUCUGCGCCGCCUGGAGCGCGACGUGUCCUUCCACUCCCGCCUCACCUACGCCGCCCAAUCCGGCCGCAUCACCGCGCUGUGCUGCUGCGGCGGCCCCGGCGACGCGCCCGGCUCGGGCGGCCCCGGCGGCAGUAGCACCUCCAGCGGCUCCUACUACAGCUCCGGCACCACCGUGGCCAGCGGCAGUAGCAGCGGCUCGCUGCACCUGUGGCGGCCCGAGUACACCACGCGCCAGGCGGGGCUGCCGGACAAGUACACGGGUGUGGUGGCGGUGCGGCUGCUGUCACCGGGGCAGGGCGCCAUUCUAGAGGUGGCGCCCUGGGGCCCCAACCUGUUGUUGUACGUGACGCAGCGUGGCGGCGUGUGCGCCUGGGACACGCGCACGCAGCGGGACGCCUGGGCGCUGCCGGCGGCGCCCGCGCGCGGCCUGCCGGAGCACCUGUUGGCAGACCCCUCCCCAGCCGCCGCAUGGAUCAUGACCGGCAGCAGUCGCGGCUUUCUCAGCCUGUGGGAUGUGCGCUUCCAGCAGUGUGUGCACACCUGGCAGCACCCACUGCGCUGCCCCACAGACGCACUGGCACUGGCCACAGGACCGCCCGCGCGAGUCAGCGGCGCCGCGGCGGCGGGCAGUGCGGGCGCGGGCGUCCAGCGCGGCAGCAGCGGCUGCCCCCUGGUGUGGGUGGCGGCAGGGCAGGGCGAGGCAGGGCUGUGGGACAUUGUGAGCGGGCGCUGCAGACAGGUGCUGCGCUGUUUAGGGCCCGUGGAGGCAGAGGCGGCGGCCGCAGUGACGUUGCCCGCAGCCCUGACGCCGCCGUCACCUGCGGCGUCGAAUGGCGGCGCCGCUGGUACUGGUGGCGGCGCCGCUGGCGGGCCGGCAAGUGCCGCCAUGGCCGCUGGCGGCGGCGGUGGCGCGGCAGGCGGCGGCGGCGCGCUGGCGGCUUUGGGACUUGACGCCAUUGCGCAGCCGCAGCCGCGGACCGCAGGCGCGCGCUGCCUCCUGUCGCUGCACGGCGGCGCGCUGCUGUGGGGCGGCAGCGACGCGGCGGUGCGCUACUGGGACGCCUCGCGGCCCGAGGGCAGCUACGCCGUAUGCGGCCCACUGUGGCCGGGCGACUCGCUCAGCGACGGUACGCCGGGCGGCGGACUCAGCGUGCCAGAGUUCAGGUACAAGUACCGCACUCGGGCGCUGGGUGACGUGGCGGUGUGCGAGGAGCUGUGUGUGCUGGACAACACGUCGCGCCUGACCGAGAGCUGCCAGGAGCUGCGCGGCCGGGUGCGUGUGAACGACCAGGCACAUGCAGAUGCGGUAACGGCCCUGGCGGUGGCGGACCCCCCAGGCAGCAGCCGACUGCUGCUGACAGCCAGCCGUGACGGGGUGGUGAAAGCCUGGAAGUGAUAUGUCUGGAGGUUGGAGAAGAUGCACAGCGGGCGAAGAUGGGCGCUGUUCGUUGGCUGGGCAACAGAAGAGAUCCCGGCAAACCAAGCGCCGGCGGAAGCAGGGAGGGAGUUGCUGCUGGGUGUGGGACAGGGCGGGUCUAGAAAGCACGACUGGUGUGUGGCUAUUUCGGCACUUCUCGAUCGAUAGCGUAACACAGCUUUUUACAUAGCUAUGGCUGCGGCGGCUGUGUGUGGGCAACUGGGCAGAAGCAGGCUGACAGCUGUAAAACGUAGCGUGCGUCCCGAAGGUGCUCAGCACGUGUCAGCGAGUCGCUUGCCAGGAGAGAGCGCCAGAAGUGGUGGGUGUGGGAGUUAAUGCGCUGUCUGGCAUCUGCGCUCAAGGCAGUUGCUGACCAGGCUAAAACUUUCUUUGUGCCUUGUUACGGUAUGCCCCGCCUAUGAAACGCGGCUGGCAGCUGGCAGACAGGCCGCCCAGGCGCCCAGCGUCACCGUCAGCGGCAUCCCGUACGGGUAGUCUGCGGCCAGGAGUGCACACGAGGUCAGAACCGAAGCAAGGUGCGGGAAGAGCAGAGCAAGGGUGAGGGAGAAGCAAUGACUCAAGAGUG